AUGAUAAACCAACUGAUCUCUUUCUCUAUUUAUCCAAUUCUCUCUCUCUAAAUUACAGGCGCGGUUCAUUAGGAAUGGAUUAGAAGGGUCGUCUGAAAAUCUGAUUUUUCGUUUUCUCUUAGAAUUCUUUUGCUUGCAAAUCGGCAAUUCUGGUUCAUCGUUGCCAACCAUCAAUUAGGUUUUUCAGGUUCGUUGGUUGGUUUAUUUUAUAUUAUUUAUAAAAUAAUAGAAGGUUUGGACUUUGAAGUCAUUGGACGAUUGAAGUUUUGUCCGGUAGCAGAGGGACCUUGUCCCUUAUCUCAAUCUCUCUCCUUGCUGAAUCGGAUCGACGUAUGAUUUGCUUUCCGUUAUCUCGUCCGUCGUUUCCCUAAUUUCUAAAAUUUCUUAAAUUCGAUUCUGGUUCGGGUUGGAAUCAUCUUUUCUCUCCAUUUGUCUGCGUGUUUUUCUUCUUUUCUUUCUAUAUCUCUCGUGGGUUUCAACUUUCAAGUUAAUCUGAUUUUUGUUUUCUGGGUUUAUUGAGUUUACCCUUUACCGAUUUUGAGUCGAAAUUGGUCGUCUUGUUCUUGAUCUUCGUAAGAAAUUGUGCAAAUAGUAGAUUUCGGCGGUCAAUCAACUUAAUUUCAAUACAUUUUAUUAGAAACCCAAUUGGCAAUUUUGGGUAUAUGAAUCAAUCCUUCUGAAUUCUUUUUUCUCCUGAAUUAUUCAUCGUUUUCUGUUAAUCCAGGCGCACGUUGAGACCGGAGCCUAUUUUUUCUGGUUAUACGGCAAAAGAUAGUUCAUAGUUUUGGGGGUGAAACCCGUAUUACCUAUGAUUGUUUCUCUCUCUAAUUGUUAAGAAUCUGGGAAUAUUCACCUUCUCCAUUUCUGGUGGUUGAUUCUGCAAAUUAGAGUUUGAGAACUCAUACUGGGUGGUCUUUGAGAAUCAUUUCUUUUUCUUCUUAUUAAAUGAUUGAGAGAAUUGCCACCUUUGAUCGUGCUCUGAAAUCUCAGCAUUUUCAGGAAUUUUGAAUUCCCUGAUCAAUCGUAGUUUUUGGAUAGAGCUUCUUACGAUCCUUUUCUUCUCUUUUCCUUUUUGAGAUUGGCACAAUUGGGUUUGCUUGGUGCCCACAACAUUUUUUAUUUUUCUCCAUAAGAUAUGGAUAUCAGUAAUGAAGCCAGAGUUGUUCCAUUCUCAAUCGGACCUUCAACGAUUAUCGGGCGGACCAUUGCUUUCAGAAUCUUGUUCUGCAAUUCGGUAUCGCAAUUAAGGCAGCAAACCUUCUAUUUUCUAUGGAUUUUGAUCUGUCGACUCAGGGACUUUGUGGCACCCGCAAUUUCCUGGUUUCAUCCCGGCAAUCCACAAGGUAUAUUGGUCUUGGUGACACUCAUAGCUUUUAUGUUGAAGAGAUACACAAAUGUUAAACAGAAGGCAGAGAUGGCUUACAGGAGGAAAUUUUGGCGGAAUAUGAUGAGAGCUGCCUUGACAUAUGACGAGUGGGCGCAUGCAGCUAAGAUGCUUGAUAAGGAGACUCCCAAGAGGAAUGAAUCAGAUCUUUAUGAUGAAGAACUGGUAAGGAAUAAACUCCAAGAGCUUCGACACCGUCGUCAGGAGGGUUCUCUCAGAGAUAUAAUCUUUUGUAUGCGUGCUGAUUUGAUCAGGAACCUGGGUAAUAUGUGCAACCCAGAACUCCACAAGGGCAGGCUUCAGGUGCCCAAGCUGAUACAGGAGUACAUUGAUGAGGUCUCUACUCAGUUGAGAAUGGUUUGUGACUCGGACUCUGAGGAGCUCCUCUUGGAAGAGAAGCUUACUUUCAUGCACGAGACAAGACAUGCCUUUGGGAGGACAGCAUUGCUCCUGAGUGGUGGUGCGUCACUGGGGGCUUUUCAUGUGGGCGUAGUGAAGACACUGGUGGAGCAUAAGCUUUUGCCGCGGAUAAUUGCAGGCUCUAGUGUGGGAUCCAUCAUGUGUUCCGUUGUUGCCACAAGGUCUUGGCCUGAGCUUCAAAGCUUCUUUGAGGAUUCAUGGCACUCAUUGAAGUUUUUUGACCAGAUGGGUGGAAUUUUUGCUGUUGUUAAAAGGGUUAUGACACAAGGGGCCGUUCAUGAGAUAAGACAGUUGCAGAUAUUACUAAGGCGUCUCACAAAUAACUUGACAUUCCAAGAGGCAUAUGACAUGACAGGUCGUAUUCUUGGGAUCACAGUUUGCUCCCCAAGGAAGCAUGAGCCUCCCAGGUGCCUUAACUAUUUAACAUCACCUCAUGUAGUUAUAUGGAGUGCUGUAACCGCUUCUUGCGCUUUUCCUGGUUUGUUUGAGGCUCAGGAACUGAUGGCAAAAGAUAGAAGUGGUGAACUUGUUCCUUACCACCCACCAUUUCAUAUGGAUCCAGAAGAAGGUCAUCGUACAUCAACACGCAGGUGGAGGGAUGGUAGCUUGGAGAGUGAUUUACCCAUGAUGCAGCUGAAGGAGCUGUUUAAUGUUAAUCAUUUCAUUGUCAGUCAGGCAAAUCCUCAUAUAGUACCACUAUUGAGAAUAAAGGAGCUUGUCAGGGCUUAUGGAGGUGACUUUGCUGCCAAGCUUGCACAUCUUGUGGAAAUGGAGGUCAAGCAUAGAUGCAACCAGGUCCUGGAAGUUGGUUUUCCACUGGGAGGACUUGCCAAGCUGUUUGCCCAAGAAUGGGAGGGUGAUGUUACAGUUGUUAUGCCUGCCACACUUGCACAGUACUCAAAAAUUAUACAGAACCCAUCUCAUGUGGAGCUCCAAAAGGCUGCUAAUCAGGGCAGGAGGUGCACUUGGGAAAAACUCUCUGCCAUAAAAGCGAACUGUGGUAUUGAACUUGCACUGGAUGAGUGUGUUGCAAUUCUCAACCACAUGCGUAGGCUCAAGAGGAGUGCAGAGAGAGCUGCUGCUUCGCAUGGUUUGGCUAACACAGUUAGGUUCAAUGCUUCCAGAAGGAUUCCCUCAUGGAAUUGCCUUGCACGAGAGAACUCAACAGGGUCCCUUGAUGAAGAAUUCUUCUCAGAUGUUGCAUCCUCGUUGCAUCAAGGUGCUCUUGUAAACACAGGAGGGACAUCAGGCCGGAACUUCAGAGCCCACCGUAGUGUACAUGAUGGAAGUGAUAGUGAUUCAGAGACUGUGGACUUCAAUUCUUGGACAAGAUCUGGUGGGCCCCUGAUGAGGACAACUUCGGCAAAUUUGUUCAUCGAAUUUGUUCAAAGUUUGGACACUGAUGCAGAACUGAGCAAGCCCUCAGUCAAGGAAGACGAGAUGAAAGGUUUGACGGUUCACUCCAAUUCUAUUGUAAUUCAGAUGGUGGGCAAGGAGCCAUAUUAUAAUAGCUCCAGGGUAACAACACCAGACAGGAACUCAGAUGCAGAGUUUGAUCAGCGAGAGGUAAUUACUAGAACUUCUUCUAAUAGCAUCAUGGUGACUGAAGGAGAUCUCUUGCAACCUGAAAGAAUUCAUAAUGGAAUUGUAUUCAAUGUCGUGAAGAAGGAAGACUUGACUCUGCCACACAGGGUUCAUGAUUCUGAAAGUUCUCAUGCUUUUUCUCAGAGUCCAGUAGCAGAGUGUGUGCAACUUGAGAGUCUGGGAAAGGAGAUGGAUGCCAGCUCAACAUCUGAAUAUGGUGGUGAUGAUGGAACCAUCUUGAAUAAUGCCAGUGAAACUACUACUUACUUUAAUUCUGAGGAUCAUCCUGUCUCAGAUCAAGGCAAUUCCCAGGUUGUGGACACUUGAGAUUUGAGUCUCUUCUGCAAGUUGCAUACAGCCAAUGGGGCUUCAUUCCACGAUUGCUAGUAAAUUGAUAUUUUCUAUUUGGGGCAGAUAAGAGAUAUCACUCUUAAACAAAAAUUUCAAAUUUACUGCAACUCUGAACUUCAAAUUUGAGCUACAUUGCCUAUGAUCUGGCAUUCGAACAGAACGGCCACUAUUUCUUUUCAGCGUUGUAAAGAUAGUUUUUUUUUCUUUUUUUUUUCAGUAUUGGCAUUGUAAAGAUAGUUUGAUUCUGAAUUGUUAAUGUAGAUGAUUGCUAACAAUGUAUAGAUAAAUCUUGCAGCA
Nelumbo nucifera (sacred lotus) is the source of this 4036-nucleotide messenger RNA. RefSeq names its product triacylglycerol lipase SDP1-like. The record is from RefSeq and is a predicted model, not a curated record. Gene Ontology annotation, biological process: lipid metabolic process. Gene Ontology annotation, molecular function: triacylglycerol lipase activity. Lineage: Eukaryota; Viridiplantae; Streptophyta; Magnoliopsida; Proteales; Nelumbonaceae.